Sporothrix brasiliensis 5110 is the source of this 375-nucleotide messenger RNA. RefSeq lists its product as uncharacterized. The coding region runs from base 1 to 375 and encodes 124 amino acids. The transcript has 3 exons. Gene Ontology annotation, molecular function: oxidoreductase activity. The record is from RefSeq and is a predicted model, not a curated record. NCBI's taxonomy places the organism in Eukaryota, Fungi, Ascomycota, Sordariomycetes, Ophiostomatales, Ophiostomataceae.
AUGGCACAAAUAGACCCGGCGACAUUUGUCAGCGACGAAUAUUUCCAUGGCUACUGGCGGAACAAUCACCUGGUGCCUGCGUUUGCCAACGACACGUUUAUGAGCAAAGUCCGCAAAUACAACCAGCACCAUAUCACGCCCGACGUGCGGGCAGAGGCCCAGUCUCUGGGUAUUCCAGUGCUCGACUACGAUGGUGUGGCCGAGGUGUGGGUGGAUGGUGUGGAGGACUGGAAACAGAUUGUGACUGAUACGGACUUUGUCAAAGCUGUGGCCGAGGACGAGAAGCACUUUAUCCUGCAUCCCAUCAACGUCAUGUUUGGCUGGGACAACUUGAUUAUUGACAAGGAGGCGGGUAUCAACAAUGGUCCGAAAUAG